ACCUUACUUUCAGCUUUUCAAACUGUCCCUCCACUCAGUGUGACUGCAGAUAAAUUCAUGUCGAGUUUCUUGGGCAUGGGUAGCCAUUGGUCGAUGCGUCCUAGGAGAAACCUCCAGAAUGAGGAUAUUGUCGUUGUUAUUGACGGCUCAGGAUCAGUCGGAUCGUGCGAAUUUGAUAAAGGGAAAAAAGCACUUGUACACUUGAUGGGGAAAAUGGUAAGGCCCGACCGUGAUACCAGAUAUGCAGCUGUAACGUUUUCUUCCUAUUCCCAAGUAAACUUUAAGUUCACGCCACACUCUAUAGCGGCCAGCAGAAUUAUGAACAUUCCCUACCCAGGAGGAAGCACCAACACUCAGGCUGGACUGGCAGAAGCCAAGAGGCUGCUGUUUGAUGACCCAUCGUCAGGUAAAAUGUAAAUUAACAAUCGGUAAAAGACGAUACAAUGUAAAGUUCGUUUAUAAGGUCCCUUAAUUCCGGCCUCUGAGACCCUAAGAGCUCCUCUGUUUGGGCCGUCUCGUUUGAUUAAGGAUAGUUAGAAAAUAUUUAUGACUAACGGUCUGAUAAGUUUGAGUCUUACGGAACGACAAAAAAUGUUUUAAUGACCCCGUGAACUAAACGGGAUUUACCUUUAAAAUGUUCUUGUAGUCAACAGAGGAAAGAUGGGGGAAAUAAUUUUCCUCAUCUUGCCUUAGUAACCAAACAUAUGAGCCAUAACAAAUUUUUAGGCCUCUUUUUUUUUUCGUGAAGCAAAGCAAAAUCAAAGUAGCUGCAAACUUUAAUAUAGCCAACGAUUCAAAACCCGGCCUUUUUGAGCGCAGGACUGACCUGAUAAAAGUGUUGUCAUAUCCUUGGCACAUAGAGAAUUCUUCGUAUUCAAACCAACUCCAAAUUUAAGUUUCUUAUUCCAUAAACACUAGCCACCAACAUUCGCCAUAAUCUUUAAACAUUUGACCUUUAUCACUAAAUACUGCUUGAAAGACUUCCUUCAAGAAGCUUGAAAAAAACGAACAUGCAUUUUCCUAACUCUUAAUAUUCUUCCGUUAAUCAAAGGUCGUCGUGGAAGUUCAGAAAAGGUAGUUAUCCUCAUCACUGAUGGUCAGUCAAACGAACAACCUCACUUGACCAUACCCAACGCUCAGGAACUAAAGAAAAGACAAGUAAAGAUUUUAGUGGUUGCUGUGGGAUCUUACAUUAGCGGAAUAGACGAAAUGGUAAAGGUAGCCUCCGACCCGCCCACGGAUCACAUGUUUAGAGUUAAAUCGUUGGGUGAAUUUCAUGACAUCGUCAGGCUCAUUUUAGAUAAGGUCUUUCCUGGUAAAUGGAAAAUUUCUUCCGAUCCUCCGUGCGGAUAUGGAAAGUGA
Molecule: messenger RNA, 1362 nt
Organism: Pocillopora meandrina
Lineage: Eukaryota; Metazoa; Cnidaria; Anthozoa; Scleractinia; Pocilloporidae
Source: the annotation of a GenBank genome assembly